Chelmon rostratus (copperband butterflyfish) is the source of this 4459-nucleotide messenger RNA. RefSeq names its product Rho GTPase activating protein 27 (gene arhgap27). The coding region runs from base 427 to 3420 and encodes 997 amino acids. The record is from RefSeq and is a predicted model, not a curated record. Gene Ontology annotation, molecular function: protein binding. Gene Ontology annotation, biological process: signal transduction; regulation of GTPase activity. The transcript is spliced from 19 exons. NCBI's taxonomy places the organism in Eukaryota, Metazoa, Chordata, Actinopteri, Chaetodontiformes, Chaetodontidae. Gene Ontology annotation, cellular component: cytoplasm.
GAGCGUGACAGUCGAGCAGAAACAACACAUGUAAGCAGCAGUUUGAGCUCUGCCACUCCGGCUCCUCUGCUGCAGAACUGCUUGGAGGUCGUCUGAAAGACGAGAAAACUUUGGAAACCAAAUCAGGCAAGUAGAUGAAUCAGUGUCCCGCACUGAAGCCUCAGUGUACACAAACCCAGGAUGUGAUGCCUCUCGUUGGAGACGACCAAGAGCUGGAAAUACUCAUUCAUGACCCAAGGAUAAAACAAAGUGUGAUAAGACAGACAGAUUGCUGUCUAUGCCGGGCUGACGCUGACGCUGAGUCGAGGUUGGUGCAGGCUUCCUGUUCUGUGGCUAAGCAGUUUUCAGUCUGCUGCUCUGCUGGUCUACUGAGACCCCAAGAUGUCAGCACGGUGUCCACGUCAACACUGAGGCCACCGGGGCAGCAUGGAGCUCGUGUCGGUGCAGUAUGACUUUGAGUACACCGCGAAGGACGGUCGCCUCGUGUCCAUCAAGCCGAAUGAAAGCUACAUCCUGGUCUGCAAGACCAAUGAGCACUGGUGGCACGUCCGCAAAGACCAGCACACCAGGCCCUUCUAUGUCCCCGCACAGUAUGUGAAGGAGCUCCCAUCGCUAACUGAAGGCUCUCCUGGUCCUGAUCCAGCGGAUUCACCUGAGCGCGUGACUAACAGGAAGCCGGUGGAUAACGUCACACCAGCAGCAGCAGCAGUGAUGCGAGAGUCAGCUCAGGGUGGCUCCAGAGAGACGUACCGGUUCUCCACUUUUGGGUUCUGUGAGGACAUGUCAGAUGUAAAACCCUGUGAGGCCCUGAAGGAAGGACUGACCCCCAGCAGCUCUGCACACAAGCUGGAUAAGACAAAUACGCACAGUGCAACAGAAGGGUUUUCAUUUAACUCAGCACCUCUGCAAACUGAUGACGAGCAGCUGUAUUCAAAACCUCAUCCUGUGUCAAAGGUCAGGACCAGACCACAGCUGUCAGACAGCUCACAGCAGGAUGAUCUGGUGGAGCAGCCACAGACCCUUCUGCACAAUGAGGAUAUGGACUUCCCUCCACCCCCUGACUUACCUGUAUACGACACCAUACCGGAGCUCAACAUCCCAGGAUAUGACACUUUUUCUGAGCUGCCGGAUCCUGUUGCUUCAAAUGACUCAUUAAUGUCCGAGCAGCGGCGUUUGAAUCCGACACCAGAGGCAACUUUUUCUCCAGAUCCCGCUGAGCAGGUGGAGAAUGAAAGUCUGCAGUCCGCCGUGUACGUUAAUGUAGCGCAGCUUCGCCAGAGCAUCUCCGAGUCUCACUCCUCGGCCCCUUCCUCCUACUCUCCUUCCUACCUUGACCAAGAGGGAUGGGAGGUGCAUGUUGACCAAGAGAGUGGACAGGAGUACUACUACCACCCCACCACGGGGCGCACCACCUGGGACAACCCCUUUCUAGACUCCCCCACUGACCCUGAGCUGCUCCCUGUGGAGGAGCCUUUUUCCCCCUCACCUCCUCUGUCUCCUGCCCUUUCUCCAUCCACUGCCUCCCCUCCUCCUGCGUGGACCUCAGACUGGGAGCAGUUGGUGGAUGAAACCAGCGGUCGCCCCUACUUCUACAACCCGAUGUCUGGCGAGACGUCCUGGGAGCCUCCAGAGCAGCUCAGCCCGUAUUCCCCUCUGAUGGAGCCUAUGAGUGUGCACAGGUUUCACGAGGACGGGCCGCCUCCUCUACCCGAGGAGGACUACCCCCCUGAGGAUUACCCAGCUGCCGAACAACCAGAGGUCCACGAGGAGCUCCUUGCCACGGGCCCUCCCACCCUCCCUAAAGAGUACACCCUGAGUCACGUGAGCCGGACCGUCAUCCCGAGGGCCAGCCUGGACCGCAGUACCCCACCUGGCUGGAAACUCACUGUGGAUCCCAACGGGACCUGGGUGUUCACCAGUGAACACUCUCCAGAUCAGUGGAUCAAAUCUGUGGAUGAUCAAGGGCAGACCUACUACUACCUGAGAGACGGCUCCAAGUCUCAGUGGCACCUGCCUGAGGCCCCUGGAGCUCCCGGCCUGUCCAGGUUGGAGAAUGGUAUCGGGGCAGACAAUACGUCAGUCAUCAAGAACUGGAGACACACCAUGGGACCUGCACAGCUCAGCUCAGCCCAGGAUGACGGGAGGUUCAUCCCAACUCACCGGAGGAACACGUCAGACUACAGCAGCGACAGCUCCAGCACGGGAAACUCUCCAGAGACGCAGCAUAACGUGCAGAACUUGGAGAAAGCCGGAAUUCUCAACAAAACAAAGGUGUCUGAGAACGGAAAGAAAGUGCGGAAAAACUGGACCCAGACGUGGACGGUUCUCCUCGGAGGAGUGCUGACGUUCCACAAAGACCCAAAGUCUGCAGCAACAGGGGCCUCGAACAAGACCAAUCAGAUUGUUCCAGAGGUCACGGUGGACCUGCGGGGAGCGACGAUUGGCUGGGCCUCGAAGGACAAAUCCAGCAAAAAGAAUGUUUUAGAGUUAAAAGGCAAGAACGGUGUGGAGUUUCUGAUACAGUACGACACUGAAAGCAUCAUCAAUGACUGGCACAAAGUCUUAAUGGACACUAUACGACAACUGGAGUACCAGGACCACCAUUCAGACGAGGAAGAGGGAGAGCUGUAUGAGAAGAUCGCGGAUGCAGCACGAGAUGACAAGUUUGGAGGCGGCGUGGACAAGCGACGACCCUCCAGGCCGAGCAUCACGCACUCAUCCAGCUCUGCGGGAGACACGGACCAGAAGAGGGUUCGGACCAAGCUGAUGAAGUUCCUCAUGAAGCGCCCCACGCUGCAGUCUGUCAAGGAGAAAGGCUACAUCCGAGACAAUGUGUUUGGUUGCCAUCUGGCCACGCUGUGUGCACAAGAGAGGACCACAGUUCCAAGUUUUGUGGAGAAAUGUAUCAAAGCAGUGGAAAAGAGAGGUUUAGACAUCGAUGGACUCUACAGAGUGAGCGGGAACCUUGCUGUCAUUCAGAAACUACGCUUCAAGGCAGAUCACGAGGAACUGGACCUGGAGGACGGUCAGUGGGAGGACGUUCACGUCAUCACCGGAGCACUGAAGCUGUUUUUCCGGGAGCUUCCUGAGCCGCUUUUCCCAUACAGCCACUUUAAUAAGUUCAUCACAGCCAUCAGAAUUCCUGAUUAUAACACAAAACUGUCUUGCAUUUAUGAGCUGGUCAACUCGCUUCCUCCUUCAAAUCAUGAUACCAUGAAACUCCUUUUUGGGCAUUUACGCAGGGUCAUCCAGUAUGGGGAAGACAAUCGCAUGACUGUUCAGAAUGUGGCGAUCGUAUUCGGCCCGACUCUGCUUCGGCCAGAGAUGGAGUCGUCCAACAUCACUAUGCACAUGGUCUUUCAGAACCAGAUCGUGGAGUUCAUCCUGAAUGAAUAUGAGCGUAUCUUCUACUCUAGCUAAAGCAGUCACAAACCUCCAGUGCAGACCUGGGCAAACGUCUGAAUGUGCUCAAGUUAUUUCAAGUGCUAGAUUUACUUUUGCAUGCACACGCACAGCUUCGGUGCUGUAAAAUAAGUUAAAGGGCUCUUCAAGUUUUCUUUGCUCUGAAUACUUGAGGUUUAACCGUGUAAAAAGAAUUAGAUAAAGGGAUCUUCAAAUGGUCUUUGCUGAGAAUAUUCGAAGCAUAUUUAACCAUCGUUUUGUCCAGUUGUUCUCCAUAGGAGGCUGACACUGUAACAACUAUCUAGCAGUAUUGGUGGAUUGGAAAUCCAGCCACACAGGUGUAAACAGGUGUGGUUUGCUUUCCCGCCUCAGAGCUACUGAGCUUGUUGCUUGGGUGGAACUGUGGUGGACUGUAUCACAUUGCUCUUGAGUCUAGCUGUCUUAAUCUCACAAGUCACUUUCUGGAGAUUUUAAUUGUUUAUUUUUUCGUUUUGUUUUGGUUCGUUUAAAUCGUAGUGAUAACAGGACCCAAGUCAACCCUGGACGGAUGCAUUAAUGCUCUCUUUAAGAAAUGAUCAAUGACUGCUUCCGUCUUUAUUUUAGAAAGUUUUAAUGAUGUUUAAAUAUUGUUCUGAAUUUGAAAUUGCAGUAUAUCAAAAAUGGAAGUAACUGAGAUUGUAUUCUAAUAUUGUGUUUUUGUUUUUCAGUCUUAUUUUUACCUAUGAAUUUUAUUGUAAUAUAGAAAUGUAUAAAAAGAAAUAUUAGUACCAACAUCUUGCUGUGAAGUAGAUCGUAACAUAGAAUACUUGUGCAACCUAUAGAUUAUUUUCCACUGAAUUGUAUAAUGCCAUUUUUCAAUCAUGCUGUACUUGAAGAAACUAUAUGAUAACACCCUAGAAAUAUAAACUAGCGAUAUAUAUUUUGACAUCUGGAAGUAAAAUCAGUCUGACCAUGAACCAUAAAAGUGGAUUCUAGAAGAGAUUUAUGACCUGUAAAUAGAAAUAGAUAGCAUAUUUAUGCUGAAAGCUGUAGAAAAUGCACAAGUUAUUCCAUAAUA